AUGGAACAAAUUCCAAAUAUACUUCUACGUUUUAGGCAACACAAGAUUGGAAUAGCUUCGGACAUACGCAAGGCUUUCCUACAAAUAAGCAUAUCUCCAGAGGACAGAGAUGUAUUACGUUUUCUUUGGUGGAAGGAAACACUACCCGAUCAAAUAGAGAUAUAUAGACAUAGAAGAGUAGUUUUCGGGGUCACCAGCAGUCCUUUCCUGUUAGGAGGGACUGUCGAAUACCAUCUUGGAAGAAUGCUUCAAGAAGCUGGAGCGGAACAAGAUAAGAAGAUUAUCCAACAACUAAUGAAGUCGUUCUACGUCGACAAUUGUGUGACCAGCCUUGAUUCAGAGAUCGAACUAUUUCAUUUUAUCGAUGUGGCAAAACAUGUGAUGGCCAGAGGCAAUUUUGACUUACGAGGUUGGGAAUACAGCGGACAACAAACGACAGAAACCAUGACUUCUGUACUUGGUUUGAGAUGGAACAAGGCGGAAGAUACGUUAGGAUUCACACCAUCCUUGCUUAAGCCGAAUGCGAUGUCGCAAGUCACGAAGAGAGCUAUAUUGUCUGCAGCCCAGCGAACAUUUGAUCCUAUUGGCGUAGCGUCUCCUGUAUUUUUGAAGCCAAAAUUAUUGUUACAGAAACUCUGGACACUAAAACUUGGUUGGGACGAGACAGUACCAGAAGAAAUAAAGGUUGACUUCGAUAAGUGGCAACAACAUCUGUGGUGGUUGGAAAAAACUGCACAUUCCACGGCAAAUGCUAGCCAGGAUGCUUACGCAGCAGUUAUCUUUGCACGAACAGAAGAGUGCGAGGGUACUUACGUGCAACUUAUUGCGGCCAAGGUUAGAGUGGCGCCAGUAGAACGGCCGACGAUCCCUCGUUUGGAGUUACUUGCUGCGACCAUUGGAGCACGUCUGUGGCACGCGGUGAAGAGUGCCUUAGAUCUCAAGGAUGCAGAGACCUUUUUUUGGUCGGAUUCCACAACGGUUCUAGCGUGGAUUCACCGGGACAAGCCUUGGAACACCUUUGUAUAUAAUCGCGUGAGGGAAAUACGUAAGUUUUCAGAUUCGGAUCGAUGGCGUCAAGUACCUGGCACCAUGAAUCCAGCAGAUUUACCGUCACGAGGAUGCACAGCCAAACACCUGGUGGAAUCGCGAUGGUGGGAGGGCCCGGCAUGGCUCAAACUGUCAGAGGAACAUUGGCCUUCGAUCGAAUAUGUCACCAAUGAAGCAGAGAUUGACAACGAGAUGAAGAAGUCGACGCGUUGCAGCAAUAACAGGAUUCUUUCAGUCAACAUUGCAAUAGGCGAGACAAAUAUGCUUGUCAAGGAACAGGAAACAGGCUGGUAUAUGAAGAGACAGUCUAGAUAUCUGAGAAUAGUGAGAACUAUGGCUUGGAUUCUUCGGUUUGCUGAAAAUUGCCGAACUUCUCAAGCUACAAGACUAUCGAGAGAACUGACGGCUAAGGAAUUUGCCACGGCAGAACAUAUGGUCUUGAAACUAAGCCAGCAGGAGUCCUUCGAUGAUGUGGAUGAACCACGGCUAAAUACUCUAGACGUAUAUAAGGAUGACGAGGGAUUACUAAGACUAAAAUCGCCUAUAGUCAAUCGUGAGGAUGAACAUGAUUUUCGAUAUCCCAUUGUAUUAGAUCAGAAACACCCGUUAACUAAGAAGCUGAUCGAAUACAAACAUCAACAGCUCAAUCACGCGGGAAUCCAGAUAGUGAUGAGCAAUCUGCGAGAGAAGUUCUGGAUUCUAUCUUGUAGAAUGACCGUACGAUCUGUCUUAAAUCGUUGCUUCGUGUGUAAACGAUACAAAAUCAAGAAGUUGGAUGCUAUUUCUGGCAGUCUACCAAGGGAACGUGUGAAGGACGCAGGAGUUUUCCAGAUCGUGGGAAUCGACUACGUGGGACCUCUAUUCUUAAAAGAAGCACAGAAGACUUGGAUCUGCUUGUAUACUUGUGCUGUCUAUAGAGCAAUCCAUCUGGAACUCACUACUUCACUUUCGACUGAGGCAUUUCUGCAAGCUCUGCGUAGAUUCAUCGCUCGUAGAGGAAGACCUUCAGUCAUCUACACGGACAACGGAACCAAUUUUGUUGGGGCCCGCAAUUUACUACACAGAAUUGAUUGGGAAAAGGUUCAACGUUACAGCUCGGCCCAACGUAUAGAAUGGCGCCUCAACCCUCCUACAGCUGCCUGGUGGGGAGGAUGGUGGGAGCGUCUAGUGAAAAUAGUCAAGGAUAUACUCAGACGAACCUUGAAGAGAGCCUGCCUGUCGUACGAAGAAAUGAGUACGAUUCUUUGCGAUUGCGAGGCUAUCGUCAACUCACGACCAUUAACGUAUCUCGCGGAGGAUCCGACACAGCCAGUGCCUCUAACUCCGAUGAUGUUCCUACAAGAAGUUACCCAAAAUGAAGUACCGGAUCUUGACAAACUGGAUGUCAAUUUGAACAGACGCAUGCGAUAUCGUCAAAGUUUACGACACGAACUAAGAAAACGCUUUCGUUCGGAAUACCUAGGACAGCUGUCCCGAUUGAAAAACAAAAGUAAUUGUACUGCGGUGAAAUCGGGAGACAUCGUUUUAAUCGGUCAAGAUAAUAUGAAACGAAUGGAUUGGCCAUUAGCUCGAGUGAUUGAAACAUUUCCUGGCAGAGAUGGCAUUGUACGGGUGGUCAAAGUAAAGACGUCCUCGGGCGAACUCGUGCGACCGAUCCAGCGACUGUACCCGCUAGAGGUGUCCUCGACCGUGAUGGAAGUGAAGGAUGGAAGCAGGGACUCGACCGUGAUGGAAAUGAAGGAUGGAAGCAAGGAGUCGACUACGCCAGAUGACGAAAUUCGGACCCGAUAUGGAAGACUUGUGAAAAAACCUGAUAGAUUCACCGUUUGA
Vollenhovia emeryi is the source of this 2877-nucleotide messenger RNA. RefSeq lists its product as uncharacterized. The record is from RefSeq and is a predicted model, not a curated record. The transcript is spliced from 2 exons. Gene Ontology annotation, biological process: DNA integration. Bases 1 to 2877 code for a protein of 958 amino acids. NCBI's taxonomy places the organism in Eukaryota, Metazoa, Arthropoda, Insecta, Hymenoptera, Formicidae. Gene Ontology annotation, molecular function: nucleic acid binding.